Molecule: messenger RNA, 4545 nt
Organism: Sordaria macrospora k-hell
Lineage: Eukaryota; Fungi; Ascomycota; Sordariomycetes; Sordariales; Sordariaceae
Cellular component (GO): cytosol
Molecular function (GO): protein binding
Source: RefSeq, a predicted model, not a curated record
AUGCCUACGCAGCUACCAUCGAGCUUUGCCUCUGCGGCCGCCGGCCAAACCACCAGAGGAGACGCCAGAUCCGGUGCCCGAGGCGAUUCCGUCCGUGGUGCCGGCAGCGGUGAAUGGGCUCGUUCUAACGGAACCAGAACCUUCCGCCGCUCAUCCACCACUCCCUUCAACAACCAGUCUGUCGCCGCUAGCAACUCGACUGAUGCCACACAGAACCCCGCUCUAGACAGCCACAACAGCAUCAACAACAAUAACGCUAGCUCUGCCUCGCAACCCGCUUUGACCGCGUCCGACCAGCAGCAACAUCAGCAGCAGCAGCAGAAUAACCAGCACAACCAAGGUCCUCUCCGCUACUCCAAGGACGAGCUCUACGAGAUCUACAAGCAUAGUGCCGAAGCCGCCAACAACAUCGACAUGUCGUCCCUCUUUGCGCCCUCGUGGAAUCCCACCCAGACCAACGGCACAGCUUCACGCGUGUGGGGCAAGACCAGCGAUUCCCCGCAUGUCCCGCAAGAUCCUACCGUCUGUUGGGAUCCCAACGGUACCGUCAAGCCCAUCGGCCUCGAGCCCAUGUCUGCCGAGGAGCGCGAAAUGUUUGCCACCGACGUGAACUCGACUUUGAAGCCGCCCCAGAUUCAGCAGCAGAACAAGGAGGGAGGCGUGCAGGGUGGUAUACAGAACGGCGGGCGCAAGACCUCGGUCAGUGUCAACACUAGCAACUUCUCCUCCACAGCUUCGCCCGCUACUGCCUCGAGACCCGCCACCCGACGCCGUGAGACCGCCGACACGAAUCCUUUCCCGAGCUCGGCCGUUGCCUCUCCGACCACCGCCGGCCGUUUCCCCCGAGACGAUCCCUGGCUCCCUCGCCGGAACACCGACCUGAGGGAGUCCAUCACCGACGAGCCCGCCGAAGAAAACCCCCCGACGACGUCGAGAACGCAGCCUUUCGGUCUCACUAGAUCCAAUACUGCUGGGUCUAGCGCCUUUGGCAGCUCCGCUUCGCUGUGGGGUCCCGCCGCGACCACCCCGGGCGCGGGCAUCGGUGCCUUUGGUAGCUUUGCCUUGAACACAGCCACGUCCACGAUCGGGGAAAAGCGUUUUGGCGGCACCGGUGGAAGCCGUCUGGCCCAUUUGAUCCCCAAAGACUCGAAUGAGAAUGUGGCUGCCAAUAAGGGAAACGAGUCUGCUCCCGGUACUGAUACCAACCGUGGUUGGAGACCCCGCCAGCGUACUGAUACUGACCCCUUUGGGCCUGACGACAGUCUGACCGGCAGCGCCAUCCUCGGCGGGGCUCAGGACAACAGCCCGCCCGCCUCCUCCCUCCAGCGCAGCGGCGUCUUCGACACCCCUGUCAAGGGGAGCAGCGGCGAUUUCGGCAUGUCGGCUCUCAACCUCGGCGGCAACAACAACCAGAACGAGCAGCAGGGAAACGGGCCCGCCAGUCCCUCCGAGACGAACCCGUACCGCAGCCCGCUAGCCGAGCGUGGCGAUGAGGGACAUGACGACGCCGAGAUCGAUCGACUUACCCACAACGCUGCCGGGUCCGAGCCGCAGUCCAACUUCAGCACCCUGUCUCGUGCCUUUGGUGGUGCUCCUUUUGAUGGCAGCGACCGUAGUCAGACUUCGAGUGUGGGUGCCAAGGGCUUCCCAACUGUCAACACUCUCGGAGGAUGGCCCACUGCUCCUUCGGUCGGUACUCCCGAUCGCGAGAGACAGCCGUUCAACAGCGCUUUUGGCACCAGCAUCUUCAGCCCCAUUGGUGAUUUGCAGUCUCCCGGUUUUGGUGGCCUGGGUGGCUUUGGAGUUGCUGGCGGUUCGGGGCUUGGUCGCGCCAAUAAGCUCAGCUCCUUGUUCCCCCCUGCCAUGCAAGCUCAGAUGGGGCACGUUGGUCAUGAGCAGGAGAACCUGAGUGACUCUGUUCCGGACCUCAGACAGGCCAACCCCCUUGGUGCUAUCGGGCGUGGUGCCAUUGGUACUCAGCCUCGUGAUGCCGCUAGCCCCAUGAGAGCUGGCAGAGGUGCCUUUGAGGACUUGUUUCCUGGUGCUGAUGCUAUGAAGUCGCCGUUUACCAGCGGCGAGCACCAGGCUGGUCUUACGUCCACGGCGCCCUCUUCGGGUUUCCCCGCCACCACGGCCGGUCCCGCCUUUUCGGCUACCCCUACCCCUGGCGAGCCCAAUCAGCAGCAGCAGCAGCGGACUAUGGUUAUGCCUGAUCGCAUGCGUUGGGUUUACCUGGAUCCUCAAGGUCAGAUGCAGGGUCCCUUCUCUGGCUUGGAGAUGAACGACUGGUACAAGGCCAACUUCUUCUCGCCUGACCUCCGUGUCAAGCGCGUCGAGGAUCCCGACUUUGAGCCUCUUGGUCAACUGAUCCGUCGCAUUGGGAACUCGCGUGAGCCCUUCCUGGUUCCUCAGAUGGGCAUCCCUCACGGACCCCCGCCUUCCGCCGGCCCUUUCGCCCUUGGUGCUGCUGAGGCCAUUCCUCCCCUUCAGGGUGCUUUCCCGUCUUUUGGUAGAACCUUGACUGCUGCUCAGCAGAAUGACUUGGAACGCCGGAAGCAGGAAGAGCAGUUGUAUCACGCUAGGCAGCGGGAGUUCCUGCAUCAUCACCAGAGCUUCGGCCGCCUCCCUCUCCAGCCUGGUAUCCCCGGAGCCCUGCACCACCAUUCUAGCGCUCACAGCUUGCAGAGCCAGCCCAGCUUUGGCAGCAUCACUUCCCCCAUUGGUAUGCCUCAGCCUCCUAUCGGUGCCAUUGGCCCCAACUCCGGCUUCUUUGAGGCUCCCGUGAGCCUCGGUCAGGCCCCUACCCAGCAGGGCUUGGGUCCCGAUCUUUUUGCCCCGGACCUCAACUUGGGUGAGCGCCAGUUGUUGGCUAACCUUCAGGCCAAUGGUGGUCUCCCUGGUUCCUUUCCUACCCAGCCCAUCGGUGCCCCCAUUGGUGACAACUCGUCUCUCCGCAGCAACCUCCCUUCCGUCGAUCAGCUCCGCAACGACGAGCAGGGAUUCAACGCUAAGCUCAAGGAGUUUCACGAGCUUCGCGCCCAACAUGAUGCCGAGGAGGCCGCUGCUCACGCCAGCGUUGCCGCCGCGCAGGAGGUCCUCCAGGAGGUAAAGGAGGAGGCUCCCAAGUCUAAGGACGAGCCCAAGGCUGCUCCCGCCUCUGGCCAGGAGACUGUCAAGGCUUCCAAGAAGCAGACUCAGGAACCCAAAGAGGCCGCCGCUGCUGCUGCUAAGGAGAUGGCUUCUCAGGCCGAGGUUUCCCUGACCGAGAAGAUCAAGAAGACUCAGGCUGAGAACAACGCUGCCAAGCUUGCCCAGCAGGCCGCUGCUUCGGGUCUUCCCAUGCCCUUCCCUCCUCCUCCCCAGGCCAACACCCCUCUUGCUGCCCCCACUGCUCAGCGUCCUGCCUCGGGCCUCCCUGCUAGAUACGGUGAGCGCUCUGGUUCUGGUACUCCGGACACCACCUCUGAUGCUGCCUCCCUUGCCCCUCCCCCUACCGCUCCCUGGGCUGGCACCGAGACCCAGAAGGGUCCCAGCCUCAAGGAGAUCCAGGAGGCUGAGGCUAAGAAGGCUGCCAAGAAGGAGGAGGCUGCUGCUGCCGCUCGUCGUGCUGCUCUUGAGCAGGAGGCUGCUGCCCUCCGUGAGCGCGAGAAGGCUGCUGCCGCCGCCCACAUCGGUCUGCCCGCUACUAGCACCUGGGGCACUGGUUCUCCCGUCGGCGCCCCCGCCUCUGGUAGUCCCUGGAAGCAGCCUGCCGCCAAGGUUGCCACCACCACCACCGGUUCCAAGAAGACCCUUGCCGAGAUCCAGCGCGAGGAAGAGCUUCGCAAGCAGAAGGCCAAGGAGGCUGCUGUCCAGGCUAGCAUCAUCUCUGGCUCUGGUCUCGGUAAGCGCUAUGCCGACUUGGCUAGCAAGACUUCGUCGACUUCUGCUCCUCCCGGCAUGAUCACUCCCGGUGCUGCUGCUCAGGCUGCUGCUGCUGCCGCUGCUACUGUCGGUGGUGGCUGGUCUACUGUUGGGGCUGGUGGUAAGGUCAAGAUGCCUACUGGCCCUGCGGCUACCAGCCGCCCUGUCAGCACUACUCCUGUCAAGACUACCGUCCUUCCGGCUGCCAAGGUUGUGGCUAAGCCUGCUACUGCGGCGCUUAAGGACGCCAAGAACGUUGCUCUGGAGGAGUUCAAGAAGUGGUUGCAUCGUGAGCUGUCCAAGGGCUUGAGCGGUGUUAAUGACAUCGAAUCCUUUGCUUCCACCCUUCUCGAGCUCCCCCUCGACGUGGCCAUUCUCUCCGAGUGUGUGUACGGCUUCUCCACCACCAUGGACGGCCGCCAUUUUGCCGAGGAGUUUGUCCGUCGUCGCAAGCUCGCCGACAAGGGCAUCGUCGAGAAGGAUUCCAACACUGGCGCCAUGUCUUCCAGCAACGGUGGCUGGUCCGAGGUGGCCAAGAAGGGUGGCAACAGCGCCCAGGCGGCCGCGGUCAAGGAGGAACCCAUGGCUGCUGUGCCUGGCUUCAGAGUUGUCCAGGCCAAGAAGGGCAAGGGCAAGAAAUAG